This is a messenger RNA of Cylindrotheca closterium, 2439 nucleotides long. Lineage: Eukaryota; Bacillariophyta; Bacillariophyceae; Bacillariales; Bacillariaceae. The record is from the annotation of a GenBank genome assembly.
AUGAUGUUCCGCAAAGCGCCUUUUCUCUUCAUCUCUGCUCUUCUCUUUGAGCAGCUGUUGCUUUUGAACCAUGUCGUUAUAGCAAAGAACAUGAAUCAAGGUGGUUCGUACAAGAUUUCGAAUUCAGAUACCUUUGAUACAGAAUACUCAGAUGAUCGCGAAUACUUUGACGUCUACUCGAAGCCCAUCAAGACGCUAUAUAGUCAAGUUCAUUGGAUGGGUCAUGGAGAUAUUACUCUUCCGCAAUACAUUAUUGAUCGAUUUGAGGGUGGCAAACUUAUGGCUGUCACAGGAUACGAAGUCGACCAAGUCAGAAAGCUGGAUUCUGGAGAAGAGGUUCCCGUUCCCAUUACUUGGGCCUACAACCAUCAUUUCUGUGCAAAUCUAAUGAACAAUAGAAAAUUUCGGGUCGUCAUGAAACCUACGACGCCGGAUGCUGUAAAACUUGGACUAGCACAUGGAGCUUCGCAUCAUCUGGUAGGAGAAUUUCUCGAUGGCAUGGAACCAGAUGACGACGAUGGUGACGAGAUUCCGCAGCUUCACUUCUUUUCUGAGGGAAAUGGUGGAGAAAUGAGAAUGAGCUAUCACGGAUACCCCAAAGGAUACGCGCAAAUCAUUGAGUCACCCAACGAAUUCCUCAUUUCUCCGAUGCAGAUUGAUACUUGGAACCGAAACAUGAAGAACCACACCUAUCUACCAGGACCACUGCCAUCUAGUUCCCGCAUUCCUCACGAUGCUGGCUACAAUGGAUUACUGGAAUGCCCAUGCAGCGACCGUAUUCCCUUUGAAUGGGGAAUGACUUAUGCUAUUGAUGAGGGAAGCUGUCAUGGAUCACAAAAGACAAAAUGCAAAGAAGUGAUUCAGAACGCUACGGAAUGCUUCACGGCUGUGGAAUAUGUUAUCAAGGGAGUUCACUACGACACACAAACCAUCGAUGAUGAAUCUCUACCGUCUGGUUGCACUGGGACUCUUAAUGGAGAGGGCAUUGUACAAGCCGUUUGGAACAAGGCCACCGUGCAAUCUCAGAUGGGCCAUACCGAUUUGGAGACAAACCAACCACAUCUCGUAGGUGUUUCUUUGGGUCUGGUUAAUAUGACGGUUGCUAUGGAUCCGACAUCUGAGGCAGCAACAUCUGUACAACUCAAAUUGACAGGUCCAGCUGAUAAAUGGUUUGGUGUGGGCUUUGGGUCCAAGACCAUGUGCGUGCAUAUGGAAGGGGAUGAAUGUCCAGGAGGAGGGCCAUAUGCCAUUAUUAUCUCUGGUGACCAAGUAGAGGAACGAAAGCUAGACCAUCACGGUGCGGGCAUUGUCUUGGAUAGCAGUAUCACUGUCCAUUCCAAUCAAGUCGACGGCGAUACUCGAACAGUAACUCUUUCACGUCCGCUGAAGGGUCCAACUGCAAACUACUAUACCUUUGAUUCGUCAUCUCCGUCCAUUCCGCUCAUAAUGGCGAAUGGGUGCAGUUUGAAAUUCGCUCAACACUGUGGUCACGGUCCAAAUGAGGUCAAUUUGUUGCCAGUAGACACGCCGAAGAAGCUGUGUCAAUCCGGAAUCCAAGGUACUAUCGAUGGAUUGCAGUUCGAUAACGACCGAUGUGCUCCAUUUCCCAACAGCGACCUGUUGGAUCAAAGCAAUCCCACUUGUGACGUUCAGACUUACAAAGGAGGUUUGUCGUGCUGUCGCAAUGGCAAGUCGCUUUUGGACAAGGCUCAAGAGAUUCCGUGGCAAGAUCAACCACUGGAGUAUCGUCUGAAGUUUCGGUUUUACUUUGAAGAAUACAAAAAAUCGUCUGAUAUUUCAGAGUCUCCAUCGCAUCAGCAAUUGAUUCGUUUGUAUUGGCAAACGGAGGCGCAUGCUGGAGAGUACGAUAUUGUCCAGUGCAGAGAAGGCACUCCUUCGUCGGAAUGCAUCCAAACUAUUACUUCUCGAUGGACCGUCCGAGACAUGACACGGGAUUGUCCCAUUCACGAUGCGAGUUGGUGCACAGGCAAGGGCAGUACUGAUUCUUCCAAGACGGAUGGUGUAAAGUUGAUCUAUGCAGGUCCCCAUUGCCACGCACCGCAUUGUCUGUCCAUGGAAUUGUACAAUGCGGAUACUGGGCAACUGUUGUGUCAUAUGGAGCCAAUCCAUGGAUCCGGAGAGGGACUCUACGACGAACACGGCUACUUGGCGAUUCCACCCUGUCUCUGGGGUGAUACCUCGGAGGGUUUGGACGAGCCUCAGUUGCUGUCCUUGGACACCACACUAAUGAGUAUCAAGCGCAACAAUAGUACGCUACCCCAUACAGGUGAGAUGGCUAGUUGGCAAAUGCGAGGUAUUCUGGUUCGCAAGGAGGAAGAGAAGGAGGAUGACAGGGAGGAAGACUUGGUAGUUGUUUCUCGCACGAGUCUUCGAAGGACAGGGCCAGUGACUGUGAAUGAAGAGGAGGAUAUGCACUGA